Closterium sp. Naga37s-1 is the source of this 2674-nucleotide messenger RNA. Lineage: Eukaryota; Viridiplantae; Streptophyta; Zygnematophyceae; Desmidiales; Closteriaceae. The record is from the annotation of a GenBank genome assembly.
CCCCAUUCUCCCGCUUUCCAUCACCCUGCCUUAUUCUCCCGCUUUCCAUCACCCCGCGCCAUUCUCCUGCUUUCCAUCACCCCGCCCCAUUCUCCCGCUUUCCAUCACCCCACCCCCUUCUCUCUCUUUCCAUCACCCCGCCCCAUUCUCCCGCUUUCCAUCACCCCACCCCAUUCUCCCUCUUUCCAUCACCCCACCCCAUUCUCCCGCCUUCCAUCACCCGCCCCAUAUCCUGUUUCCAUCACCCCGCCCCAUUCUCCCGCUUUCCAUCAUCCCGUCCCAUUCUCCCUCUUUCCAUCAUACCGCCCCAUUCUCCCGCUUUCCAUCACCCCGCCCCAUUCUCCGUCUUUCCAUAACCCCGCCCCAUUCUCCCGUUUUCCAUCACCCCGCCCCAUUCUCCCGCUUUCCAGCACCCUGCCCCAUUCUCCCGCUUUCCAUCACCCCGCCCCAUUCUCCCGCAUUCCAGCACCCCGCCCCCUUCUCCCGCUUUCCAUCACCCUGCCUGAUUCUCCCGCUUUUCGUCACACCGCCCCAUUCUCCCGCUUUCCAUCACCCCACCCCAUUCUCUCGCUUUCCAUCACCCCACCCUAUUCUCCCUCUUUCCAUCACCCCGCCCCAUUCUCUCGCUUUCCAUCACCCCGCCCCAUUCUCCCGCUUUCCAUCACCCCGCCCCAUUCUCCCGCUUUCCAUCAUCCCCACCCCGCCCCAUUCUCCCGCUUUCCAUCACCCCGCCCAAUUCUCCCGCUUUCCAGCACCCCGCCCCAUUCUCCCGCUUUCCAUCACCUCGCCGCAUUCUCCCGCUUUCCAUCACCUUGCCCCAUUCUCCCGCUUUCCAUCACCCCGCCCCAUUCUCCCGCUUUCCAUCACCCCGCCCGAUUCUCCCGCUUUCCAUCACCUCGCCCCAUUCUCCCGCUUUCCAUCACUCCGCCCCAUUCUCCCGCUUUCCAUCACCCCGCCCCAUUCUCCCUCUUUCCAGCACCCCGCCUUUAUCUCCCGCUUUCCAUCACCCCGCCCGAUUCUCCCGCUUUCCAUCACCUCGCCCCAUUCUCCCGCUUUCCAUCACCCCGCCCGAUUCACCCGCUUUCCAUCACCCCGCCCCAUUCUCCCUCUUUCCAUCACCCCGCCCGAUUCUCACUCUUUCCAUAACCUCGCCCCAUUCUCCCGCUUUCCAAAACCCCGCCCCACUCUCCCUCUUUCCCACCCAGCCCCAUUCUCCCGCUUUCCAUCACCCUGCCCCAUUCUCCCGCUUUCCAUCAUCCCGCCCCGUUCUCCUGCUUUCCAUCACCCCGCCCCAUUCUCCUGCUUUCCAUCACCCCACCCCAUUCUCUCUCUUUCCAUCACCCCGCCCCAUUCUCCCGCUUUCCAUCACCCCACCCCAUUCUCCCUCUUUCCAUCACCCCACCCCAUUCUCCCGCCUCCCAUCACCCGCCCCAUAUCCUCUUUCCAUCACCCCGCCCCAUUCUCCCGCUUUCCAUCAUCCCGUCCCAUUCUCCCUCUUUCCAUAACCCCGCCCCAUUCUCCCGCUUUCCAUCACCCCGCCCCAUUCUCCCGCUUUCCAUCACCCCGCCCCAUUCUCCCGCUUUCCAUCACCCCGCCCCAUUCUCCCGCUUUCCAUCAACCUGCCCGAUUCUCCCUCUUUUCAUCACCCCGCCCCAUUCUCCCGCUUUCCAUCACCCCGCCCCAUUCUCCCUCUUUCCAUCACCCCGCCCCAUUCUCCUGCUUUCCAUCACCGCCCCAUUCUCCCACUUUCCAUCACCUCGCCGCAUUCUCCCGCUUUCCAUCACCCCGCCCCAUUCUCCCUCUUUCCAUCACCACGCCCCAUUCUCCCUCUUUCCAUCACUCCGCCCCAUUCUCCCUCUUUCCAUCACCCCGCCCCAUUUUCCCUCUUUCCAUCACCCCGCCCCAUUCUCCGGCUUUCUAUCAACCCGCCCCAUUCUCCCUCUUUCCAUCACCCCACCCCAUUCUCCCGCCUUCCAUCACCCGCCCCAUACUCCCUCUUUCCAUCACCCCGCCCCAUUCUCUCGCUUUCCAUCAUCCCGCCCCAUUCUCCCUCUUUCCAUCACCCCACCCCAUUCUCCCUCUUUCCAUCACACUGCCCCAAUCUCCCGCUUUCCAUCACCCCACCCCAUUCUCCCGCUUUCCAUCAUCCCGCCCCAUUCUCCUGCUUUCCAGCACCCCGCCCCAUUCUCCCGCUUUCCAUAAACCCGCCCCAUUCUCCCGCUUUCCAGCACCCCGCCCCAUUCUCCCGCUUUCCAUCACCCCGCCCCAUUCUCCCGCUUUCCAGCACCUAGCCCCAUUCUCCCGCUUUCCAUCACCCUUCCCGAUUCUCCCGCUUUCCAUCACCCCGCCCCAUUCUCCCGCUUUCCAUAACCUGCCCCAUUCUCCCGCUUUCCAUCAACCCGCCCCAUUCUCUCUUUCCAUCACCCCGCCCCAUUCUCCCGCCUUCCAUCAUCCGCCCCAUACUCCCUCUUUCCAUCACCCCGCCCCAUUCUCCCGCUUUCCAUCAUCCCGCCCCAUUCUCCCUCUUUCCAUCACCCCGCCCCAUUCUCCCUCUUUCCAUCACACCGCCCCAUUCUCCCUCUUUCCAUCACCCCGCCCCAUUCUCCCGCUUUCCAUCACCCCGCCCCAUUCUCCUGCUUUCCAGCACCCCGCCCCAUUCUCCCGCUUUCCAUAA